CCCCAGCAUCCAAUUCAUGGAGUUCUUGGAAGCAGAAAACCAGGAUGACUGCUACAGCACAGGAGCUGGCUGUGUCCACACCCAAGACCAGCAUGGGGUGUAUGUCAUGUAUGACGCAGCCUUGAGGGAUCUGGAGGACCUAGAGGCAGAACUGCUGCUCGUGGCCAGUUACUACAUCGAGAAAGAAAAAAGUCACAAAGAGGGCAGCAAGUCAAAGAGUAGCCAGACCUGGGGAUGGGCCCAUGCAAGUGUGGACAGAUUUGCUGUGCUGUAUGACAUGUGGUCUUGGGAAACAGCUCUUCUGCAAAACAAAUGCCAGCUUCUUGAUAGUUACUUUGAAGCCUACCAGCACACACUGGACCCUGAGGAAAGGUUUGCCUUGGCACAAGUGAUGACUGACAUCAUGCAUCGUCGCCCCAAGUUUGAUCUCAGCUACUCUUAUUUUGUUAAGGCCUACCAAGAUGAAUGCACGUGCCUGAGGCUUCACCUGCAGCUAGUGGGGGGCAUCCUCAACCAUCAGAUGGAGUGUCAGCGGGAAUAUGUACCAAGGCUCUGGCGAGAGGAUCAUCCAGAUGGUCGGAGUACAUUUGGACUUCCCCUUAACAUAAUUUGCAAGCAGCUUAUUUCCAUCAGCAAUAGCUGCCCAGCUUUGAAAAACAUUUACCUGCUGGAGUUCCACCCUUCCCUCGGCCUGGCUGGGCUUAUUCCCAGAGCCCUUGAGCACCUGCUCCGUGAGGCCUGCCACGCCUGCAGGCUCACGUCACCCAGUGGCUUCGCCUUAAUGGAGCAACACAUCUUGCAGCUGGCCCUGGACCUGUGGCUCAACCCAACCAAGCCUGAGGUCUGGUACAGCACACAACUCCAGAAAGAUCUAUUUUCAGCUAAAGUGAUGGGUGAUCCCUUUCUCGUGGAGGAGAUAGGCUUGCUUGCACUCAAGUCUGCAGCAGACAAAGAACAGAAACAAGGCCAAGUUUCUCAGGUGCUGCUCCUGGAGACGUUUUCCAAACUUCUGGAACUCCUGACCCUUCGCCACCGACUGAUAGAAAUGAGUGUGGAGAGUGCACGCUUGGCUCGGCUGUAUAAGGAAUUGGCAUUGGAGAUGGGUUUUGAAGAAUUCCAUUUGUAUCUGAGGCCUGUUCAUUUUGAAUUUGCAACACACAAGGACAAGGUGGAUCAAUCACCUCCUGUCUUUAUAACUUCUCUGCUGGAGGACAAUGGACGGGUAGACAGGUAUUCUCCUACUACUCUUGUCUUAGCCAUCUCUGAGCUGGAUGACAACCAAGUUGGCAAAUUUAGCUUUUAUACAAAAGAAGCCAUCCUUAAGCUCUUAUUCCAUUCAGGAGUGGAAAAUUUGCAAGUGACCCUUGCAUGCCAAGCUGCUCAGAAAAAUGCUUUGAUGGUGGCUGUUCAACAGGCAUCCUUCUAUCACCCCCAUCAAGUGGGCUGUCCUGCUGAUGUCAAGGUCAGCCUGUAGAAUGUAAAAGCAUGCUGUUACUACCCUCAGCUAAUGUCAGGCUUC
This is a messenger RNA of Castor canadensis (American beaver), 1519 nucleotides long. The record is from RefSeq and is a predicted model, not a curated record. NCBI's taxonomy places the organism in Eukaryota, Metazoa, Chordata, Mammalia, Rodentia, Castoridae.